UUAAAUUAUUAUAUAUAUGUUAUUAGUGCAUUUCAGUCUGCAUUAAUCGGCAUCACGACAAAUUCGAUGGCUAUUUACAUAAUAUCCGUUUCAUCCCACCUUCACAGUUCAUUUAGUUACUUAAAUAUUUCACAAUCGACAGCAAAUAUCAUUGUUUCAGCUGUUUUUUGUUUUUGGUCAGCCCCCUUAGCUUUAGGUGAAUCGUUUACUCAUAAUGCACUAAUAUCACAAAUUCCUGGUCAUUUAAUAUUAUUUUCAUGGUGGGUGGCAUUAAUUUCUCAUUUGGCUGUAUCUUGUAAUCGUCUUAUUGCUGCAACGCGUCCAACUGACUAUUCGAAAAUUUUUGCAACUCGUAAUACAAAGAUUAUAAUAAUUUUCGCUUGGAUCGUAUCUUUUUCAUAUAGCUUGAUAUAUGAAAUAGAUGGUUGUAAUUUUUGUUUUAAUCGAGUUUCCUUAAGAUGGCAAUAUACCGAAACACCUUGUGGAGUCAUACUAUCAAAUUAUCUCGAUCUUUUUGCUUGUAUUUUGCUGAUUGUAUCAGUGUUUAUCAUCGAUAUAACUACACUGAUAGUGCUAAAAAGGACAAAACCGGCAAGUAUAUUUAUGUUUUGGCGCACUAUUUUAUAUGCACGUCGAAAAAAAGAAAUUAUAUUUUAUAUCCAGGUUUUCAUAAAAAAUUUCGUAAAAAAAUCUUAA
Messenger RNA from Dracunculus medinensis (Guinea worm), 696 nucleotides. NCBI's taxonomy places the organism in Eukaryota, Metazoa, Nematoda, Chromadorea, Rhabditida, Dracunculidae. The record is from the annotation of a GenBank genome assembly.